This is a messenger RNA of Chanos chanos (milkfish), 636 nucleotides long. RefSeq names its product ras-related protein Rab-39A. Lineage: Eukaryota; Metazoa; Chordata; Actinopteri; Gonorynchiformes; Chanidae. The coding region runs from base 1 to 636 and encodes 211 amino acids. Gene Ontology annotation, molecular function: GTP binding; GTPase activity. The transcript has 2 exons. The record is from RefSeq and is a predicted model, not a curated record.
AUGCAGGUGCCAUGGAACUUCCGGAUUGGAAUAGUGAUCCUUGGGGAUUCUGCAGUGGGAAAAUCCUCUCUUCUCCACCGAUAUACUGAAGGCUCUUUCGAUGAUUCCAGACAGUCUCCACUUGGAAUUGAUUUUAAGGUCCAUUAUCUUGAAUUUGACCCCAGAAUCGUAAUUAAACUACUCUUGUGGGACACAGCAGGCCAGGAAAGGUUCAGGUCAAUCUCCAAGUCCUACAUGAGGAAUUCUGUGGGCUGUGUUUUGGUGUUUGAUGUCUCUCAGCGACAGACUUUUGAGCGGGUGCGUAAGUGGCAUCAAGAGGUGGUGGACUAUGUCCAACCCAAUCCAAUGAUCUUUAUCCUGGUGGGACACAAAUGUGACUUGACAGCGCAAAGGGAAGUGCAAAAGGAAGAAGGUGUGGCCCUGGCUAAGCGGCUCAAUAUGGAGACUUACCUGGAAGUCUCCUCUAAGGACAAUGUUAAUGUAAAUGAGACUUUUGAGACUCUGACCAGAGGGAUUUAUGAACACUUCCAAAAAGGGAAAAUUCCUUGCCGUGAAAACUGGUAUGGAAUGACUGUUGGAGCACCUGUAGAGACGGAGCUCCCUCCAACUAAGAAGCCUGGCUGUAAGUGUGGCUGA